Perca flavescens (yellow perch) is the source of this 3882-nucleotide messenger RNA. It is a transcript of the gene frs3, whose product is annotated as fibroblast growth factor receptor substrate 3. The record is from RefSeq and is a predicted model, not a curated record. Lineage: Eukaryota; Metazoa; Chordata; Actinopteri; Perciformes; Percidae. The transcript has 7 exons. Gene Ontology annotation, cellular component: cytoplasm. Gene Ontology annotation, biological process: fibroblast growth factor receptor signaling pathway. Gene Ontology annotation, molecular function: transmembrane receptor protein tyrosine kinase adaptor activity; fibroblast growth factor receptor binding. The coding region runs from base 409 to 2268 and encodes 619 amino acids.
UUGUCUGGCGGUGAACUCUCACCCCAGCUGCUUGGGAAAUGUCAUACAGGCAGAGGCCCGUGCUGCAGUAGGGGGCGUAAUAGGAGGAAAAAAAAUAACAUUUUUUUUUCUGCUCUCACCGCAUCUUUUAUCCACGUCUCUGCCGUGCAUGUGCCACAUCCCGCUACCAGCAGCAGCCGCCGCAGAUAACUAAUCGCAGUCUCAAUGCUCAUUUCGCAUUAGGGCUGAUAUAAAAAAAAAAAAAAUCCGUGCCAGACAUGGGGGAGAACAUGAUGCUUCUCUUGAAGAUGUCAGUCCAACAAACUAAAUGGCUAGUGACGACGAUGCCCAGUCGAAGAUCCUGGGAUUGAUACGUGAAUCCCUUUACACCGAUGGCCUGGACUGAGUUUCAGCUGGCCUGCUGAAGCUAUGGGGAGCUGUUGGAGCUGUCUGUACAGAGACCCCGUCCGAGACAACCAUCUUACUAAAUUUAAGGUCACCAAUGUGGACGAUGAAGGCAAUGAGCUGGGCUCUGGGAUCAUGGAGCUCACCCAGACCGAGCUCAUUCUUCACACACGCAAGAGAGACGCCAUCCGGUGGCCGUAUCUCUGCCUGCGCCGCUACGGCUACGACUCCAACCUGUUUUCUUUUGAGAGCGGUCGUCGCUGUCAGACUGGGCAGGGAAUUUUUGCAUUCAAGUGUUCCCGGGCAGAAGAGAUCUUCAAUCUGCUUCAGGAGCUGAUGCAAUGUAACAGCAUCAACGUGGUGGAAGAGUCAAUGAUGAUGAGUCGCAGUGGUCACACACCAGAGAUGGAAAUGUCUCGCACACCACAGACUCCCAACACUCCAGCAUUCCCUGUCCAGGCUUUUCCCAAUGGAUACCCUGGUUAUCCAAUCAGAGGUGAUUCCUCCCAACCCUCUCUUGCUGAUGAUCAAGGACAUAGCCUCAUGGGUUUGGAAGACCAGACCCACACCUAUGUAAAUACUGUUAGUAUGGAGGGGGAUCUCUCUAUGCGUCACUGUGUGCACUCCCUGCCUGAGGUGCGGCCCAGCUCUUUCCCUGAAACAACACGGGGAGCCAUGCCUGUCGGGGGCCAAGGAAAUCCGCAGUCCAACCUGCGGUGCUGUCCCUUGGAGGAGCAUAACGAUCCUCAGGUGUUCUUAAAGCCGUCCUCACAGGAGGUCAAAUUCAUGCUGGGCCCCACUCCGGCACAACGCCAUCUGCUGGAGAGAGAGAGGGAGAGAGAGAGGGAGAGGCAUGCGCACAAUCCUCACAGCCUUCAGACAGUAGAGGGUGCAACAGGCUCAGAGACGGAGGGAGACGAGCCCUCCAUGCAUCUGUGCAACUCUCACUCUUAUCAUCAUUUCCAUCACCACACGCACCGGCAUCCGGGCCUCGAGCACCCGGACAGCUGCCAGAGUGGCGAACUCACCUAUGAGAACAUCAACGGGCUGAGGAGCGGCCGAAAGCAGCGGCUGAGCCCCAGCAGUGUGUCGCAAUCUGUGGGUUCAAGCAGCAGCAGCAGCACUGGGGACAGUCACACCCACUCCCUCAUGCACCCACACGCCCUCGGCCCGUCGUCUCUACCCCUGCAGGGCUACGCCUGCGAGAGGGGCAUGGGUGGAGGUCAUCGUCGGACAGCUCUGCUUAACUACGAGAACCUGCCCUCUCUGCCGCCGGUGUGGGAGUACAGAGCUCUGCAGCGGGAUGACGAACAGGAAGAGGAAGACGAUGAGCAGGAUGAGGAGGAAUAUGAGGAAGAAGAAGAAGACUUUGACGAGUACGAGUUCUCAGAAGGCCCUGGGACACCCAACGGGUACCACCAGGAUGGUCGGGGCAUCCACAGAGAUGCCUUGCAGAACUAUGUCAACACAGAGCAGGUCCAGCCGCCCCGGCUCCGACACGCCUGCCCUCCGCAUCCACGGCCGUGUCAGCCAGACAGAGGGGGGCGAAUAUUUAGCUUUGAUUUCCGCAGACGAUCAAGGUCAGGGGUUGGAGGCUGUGAGCACGGCCACAUGCCUCCUUCGCGGCAGCUGAAUUACAUCCAGGUGGACCUAGAGGGAGAACCUCCCUGCCAAGCCAUCAGCAGCGGGGGUGCCCAGACCCAGCCACAGCACCAGCGCCUACCACCCAAAAAAUGUGGCCCACAGGCAUCCCGGCGCAGUGAAUGCUACGCAGUCAUUGACCUAAAGAAGACCGCUGCCAUGUCCAACCUGCAGAAAGCUCUGCCCAGGGAUGAUGGGACUUCCAGAAAGACUCGCCACAACAGCACAGACCUGCCUCUGUAAACGGUGUUCAAACUGAAGAGGAACAAUGAAGACAGAUGAGCACACUGGACCCUUCACUGUCAUCCAUCCAUUCAACUGUCGGGCUGACUAAUACAGUACAGGUACCUAAUCUGUGCAUAUAAAAGGAAAUGAGAAAUAUCUGAGGAGAAUUUGCCAUUUUAUUUUGUGUUAUUUAUUAGAUAUGUGGUGUGAAGCUCUCUCAAGAAAUUGGCAGUUUUUGCUGCAAAUACUGUUUGCUGGAUAUAUGAGUAUUUAUAUAUAAGCAUAAAAUCAUAUAUACAGUAGAUAUAUAUGACUUUAUGCUUAGCUAUGACUUGGAGCAGAGACCUCUGUUUUCAGUGGAAUCAGUCAUUGCCAUACGGUAUUAGCAAAUUUGUAUUCAUAAACCCAUCUUCACUUAGACAUUUCUUAUAGUUUCUAUCAUUUAGUUAAUCUACAUCCAUGUGUUGUUUUUUUUUUUGUUUUUUUUUUACUUAAAUGCUAUGAGAGUCAAAUAUUAGACCCUUUAUACAGAAUAAGUUGAGUAGCUGAAGGGGCAUGAAGGAAGGUUAAUGGUUCCUGCAAGAUACUGGCCAAUAUCAUACGUCAUCAUAAGCAUCUUAGUGUAAUAUUGUGGCUAGUAGAAUAGAUCAUUAUUUGUUACUAUAUGUCUAUAGAGCAUUUUGCACACAAUCCUAUGGAAUUGUAUUUUAUCAUACUUUAGGGAAUGGUUUCGUCCAGUCCAAGAAAAAUGGAAUUAGAUGAACAGAAAAGAUGGUGAUAUUUUCAGAAUUUUACUAAACUGAAUGAUGGUAAAAGUAGCACACAUGGAUUAAAUGAGCUUUGGCUCCCUCCUAUCCACAUGCAGCAAAUAAAAAAGUAGCAUAUCAUUUCAGAUCACACCUCCUGCACAUCGUCCCAGACCUGCAGGAGGUCCAUGCAGUUUACGCGGUUUACGCUUGUCACGUUGCACUUUUGACUUUUUGGGCCACUGAAAUGCUCUUUGUCUCUACUCCCACUCCACUGGAGCCACAGGUUCGACUGUGUCCUUUUUACCAAAAGCAGGGGGCCAAAUAUUUCAUUGAGAUUUUUAGUCAGCAUCGUAGAUAGGAUUUACUUACAUGUUUUGAUGGAGACAUCAACAACCUCAAAUAGUGGCAUUAAGCUAUAACCUCACAUAAAAAGUGCUGAAUCUUUAAUUUGUCAGUUAUCUGGUGUGAAUGGUCUGUUUUGAAAGGGUCGCAAAGUGAAGAUUUUUGUGAGGCUAUUUAUCAACUGUAGUCAGAUAUUUAUUUAUUUAUUUAUUUAUUUAUUCUUUUAUUUUUAAUUGUAAUCAUUUUGUUUUCCAUGUGAUGACCAGCUUUUUGUAAUCCAGUUGGUAAUAUGGAGAUGAACGUUUCACAUCAAAUUAUCACUGGACUCUGGUGUAUUACUGUUAUAACUGUGCUUAAUUAUAUUUAAAAAAAAAAAAAAAAAGAAAAAAUUGAAAGACUGUAUUUAUAUUUUAAGUGCCAAAACUUAUUUGCAAACUGUAUGAUGAAUAAAAUCAAACGUGCCAUUAGGAUUUGUAGAAAACAAUAUGACAUAAAGGCAUUAGGUAAUAAUGGUCGGUAGACAAACUUAAAAAAAAAAAAA